This is a messenger RNA of Owenia fusiformis, 2217 nucleotides long. Lineage: Eukaryota; Metazoa; Annelida; Polychaeta; Sabellida; Oweniidae. The record is from the annotation of a GenBank genome assembly.
AAUUUCACACUCACUCGCUCAUAAGUUAGAACUUACAAUGCUAUUGGUCAAGGUGAACAGCCUUUUUACGUAUGAAUGAAUUCAAAUUAAUGAGCUACGUAAUGCAGUAAACCUCGGCCUUAUUCUUUCUGGCUGUCGACGAAGACACACGUUUAGUUACGAGAUUCAGUUUUUCAUUUUUACACGUGCCUCGAAAACUAAAAAGAUGGACGUUUUUCUCAUUUGGACUUAGUUGUUCCUUUGAAUUAGUGUUCAACAACUACUUAUUUAUUCAAUAUGGAUAAACAAAAUAGUCCAGUUAAGGGACGUCAAGGAAAUAGCCCAGUCAAGGGGCCAACAACUGAUAGCUCAGUGAAGGAGCAAAGGAAGAAAUCAACUUCAGGGAAAGAAGUAAGACCAAGUGGUUCUAAGGAUAUUGACUCUAUUAGUGAAAACAGUGGUCAUGAGUCUCCUGCUAGCAUCUCAGAUGGUGAUAAUCAUUCUGUAAGAUCUUGGAAUAACUACAAAAUCCCUAAGAAAGUUGAUUCAAAAGUUGACAAUGUCAGAAGACGAUCUAACAAAUCAAAAAAGAGACCCCACUCUCAUUCACGAAGCAAGUCAAGAAAGAAAGCUAAAACAUCUCGCAAGUCAAAGUAUGAUUAUGACAGUAGCAGUAGUAGCUCUUCUGACACUGAUACUAGUUUUUCAAGCUAUGAGUCAGCAUCCUCUUCAUGCUCUCAAAGUUGUUUCGAUCCUCUCCAUGAGGUAGAAAAGGAAAGAUUCCAUCUUGACAAAAACCAAGAGAAAGUGGUUUACAAAUACUGGCGUAAGGAACUCAUGUCAAAAAAUGACGUUAAAAAACACAUUUUAGAUGAGUGUCCAAAGCCCACUUCCAAGGGUCUCAAACCAUUGAAAAAAAAUAGGAAAAUUACCAAACUAAUUAACAAACAUGUAAAUAAUUAUGACCAACAGUGGAAGGUUGUACAAGAGAAAAUUGGUGACAUCAUGGGACCAUUGUCCAAGUUAUGGAAUCUCAUUGACAUGGGCUCACAUACAGCGGAGUUAGACAUCGAGUACAUUAAAAAACUGCUCGACUCCACUGUAAUCUUGGCAGGACAAUCUAGCCAAAUGAUAACAUAUUACAGAAGAUACAAUUUUCUCAACCCUUUGUUUGGGUACAAUAAAACUGACACAAAAGAGUUUAUUGAAGAGAACAAGAAAAACUUUCGCAAAGACUUGGACACAGAUGAGUUGAUAGGCAAUAAAGUCUAUAAAGAAUUGAUAAAUUCAAGUAAAGCAGCAAAAGAAAUUGAAACCUUAAAAAAGUUGCUGCCAAAAAGAAACAGGCGCUUUCAGAACAACCCCUCUAACGCAAACAGUUACCAAGGUAGAGGGGGAUUCAGAAGAGGUAACAAUUCAAACUACUCCAACAAAGGAAACAGAAGUACAGCAUAUGGCUCCUCAAACAGAGGACGCAGAAAUUCUACCAACACUGGUGGACAAGGAACCAAUGCCAAACAAAGGACCUGAAGAGUAGGUGUUGGACCAGUUGUGGAGUUGUCUUCCGAGGAUCGAGGAGAUUCGAAGAACAUUUUCUUCAAUGACACUAAUGGAACUAAUAUGUUUCACUUAGACUUACUAAUCACGCAGUUAUUAGGAUAAGAAGACUUAGUAUAUUACUUCACUCAGUGGAGAAUUAACUUAGACCCCACACGAAGUGAGAGGACAGUUUUAUUUGAAUUAUCAGAACCGUCAGUUGCUGACUAUUUUAAUUUCUUCACAAGCAGUGAAUGUUUGACUCACAAGAAGUGAGAUCACAAGUUUAUCUUACUGGAGUAAUCUUCAUAUUAAGUGAAUGUUGUCUCAAAGUCAUGAGAACAAUAAGCAAUAAUGACUAUGAUUUAUUAUGGAGGAAUUUUUCUUCAACAAUAGUGGAAAUUUGGUCUCACAAGUAAUGAGAUCACUGAAUUGAGUAAGAAUUCCGCAUAUUUGUAACUCACAAGGAUUUAAAUAUACCAUGGUUAAUAUUAAGGAUGCGUUAUUUAAUUUACAUCAUACCAAACUGUUAGUGUGUGUCCGACAGCCAGGAAUAAGGCCGAGGUUUACUGCAUUACGUAGCUCAUUAAUUUGAAUUCAUUCAUACGUAAAAAGGCUGUUCACCUUGACCAAUAGCAUUAAGAAGAAAAAGAUCUGAUAAAAAGUAAAAGAAGAAAAAGAAACAUAAAAAGGAAAAGAAAG